Polistes canadensis is the source of this 2485-nucleotide messenger RNA. RefSeq names its product molybdenum cofactor biosynthesis protein 1 (gene Mocs1). Lineage: Eukaryota; Metazoa; Arthropoda; Insecta; Hymenoptera; Vespidae. The record is from RefSeq and is a predicted model, not a curated record. The coding region runs from base 359 to 2083 and encodes 574 amino acids. Gene Ontology annotation, molecular function: metal ion binding; GTP 3',8'-cyclase activity; cyclic pyranopterin monophosphate synthase activity. The transcript has 8 exons. Gene Ontology annotation, biological process: Mo-molybdopterin cofactor biosynthetic process.
ACAAAAUGUUAUAGUAGAGUAAACGUAACUGCAAUGCUAUGAUGUAAACAUUAUCAGUGAAACAGUAGAAUCAAUUUAAUCAUAUAUCUUUUCAUAUUCUCAAGGCCUUAGAUUCUUGUUUACUGUAGAAUAGAUAAGAGACUCAUAGUAUCUUGUUGAAUUGCAUUUUCAACGUAUACUGUAGAUAAUGUAGAGAUAGAUUGACUUUUUCUUUUAUUAUUAAAAUAAAUAAUUAUACAUAUAUAUAUAUACAGUGCAUUUUAUAAAAAGUAAAUUGUUUUGAAUAAAUUAGAAAGUGUAUAUAUCCGCUAUGUUUUAAGGUUAUGUUUACAUCUUGAAUUUAUUAUAUACUACACAGAUGUUUCGUAAAAUUUAUUUUGGUAGAAACUUUUAUGAUGCAUUAAAUGCAUUAAGAAACGCUUCUACUAAUCCUUCAAAUCGAAUACAAGAGUUUAGAGAGAAAUUAAAUACCUAUCAUAAUGAUAUACUAACGGAUUCAUUUAAAAGACGUCAUACAUACCUUAGGAUUUCAAUUACAGAACGUUGCAACCUUCGCUGUACAUAUUGCAUGCCAGUGGAAGGUGUAAAAUUAACUGCGAAAGAUGGAAUUUUGAAGACGGAAGAAAUAAUUAAGCUAGCGGCUUUGUUUGCGAAAGAAGGCAUAUGUAAAAUACGAUUGACAGGUGGUGAGCCUACAGUUCGUAAAGAUGUUGUUGAUAUUGUUGCUGAACUAAAAAAAUUAGAAAAUUUAGAACAAAUUGCAAUUACAACAAAUGGUUUGACAUUAACUCGUCAAUUACCAGCUCUUCAAAGAGCUGGUCUAGAUGCUUUAAAUAUUUCACUCGAUACUCUUAGAGCAGAUCGCUUUGAGCAAUUUACGCAUAGGAAAGGAUGGGCAAAAGUUAUGGCUUCAAUAGAUUUGGCUGUUCAACUGGGUUAUAAUCCAGUAAAAGUGAAUUGCGUAGUAAUGCGAGGCUUUAACGAUGAUGAACUAGUUCAUUUUGUUGAUAUGACCAAAGAUCGUCCAUUGGAUAUACGCUUUAUAGAAUAUAUGCCAUUUUAUGGAAACGAGUGGAAAGAAAAUAAGAUGGUUUCAUUUAAUGAAAUGAAACAGAUAAUUAGGCAAACUUAUCCAGAAUUUCAGGCACUUCCAAAUAAACUAAACGAUACAUCUAAGGCAUAUCAAGUUCCUGGUUUUGUAGGACAAGUAGGCUUUAUUACAUCUAUGACUCAAAACUUUUGUAGUUCUUGUAAUCGAUUAAGAAUUACAGCGGAUGGUAAUUUGAAAGUUUGUUUAUUUGAAGGAAAAAGCGAAGUCUCGUUACGAGACGCCCUUCGUAAUGGAACAUCCGAAGAAGACUUAAAAGAUAUAAUUCGUAAAGCAGUAUGGGGAAAGAAAAAACAGCAUGCAGGAAUGUUCAAUUUAUCCCAGAUGGAAAACAGACCAAUGAUUUUAAUCGGUGUUAAUCGAAAAGAAAAAUUUUCGUUUAAAACAAAAGUACAAUAUCAAAAACAUAAACUACUAGAAAAUUUCUCUUGGAGGAAUUAUGUAUCAUAUAUGGAUGAUUUUAGUCAGUAUCAUCAUCGAAUUGCUAGAAUGUAUUGUACACUUUCUCAUAUAGAUGAAACUGGAAAAGCUAAUAUGGUUGAUGUAGGAGGUAAAAAUGAAAGUAAGCGAAUAGCAAUAGCUAGAGGAGAGAUUCAGGUAGGACCAGUUAUAAGUAAAUUGAUUGUGGAAAAUAAUGUAAAGAAGGGAGAUGUAUUAUCUGUGGCACAGUUAGCUGGCAUAAUGGCUGCUAAACGUACUUCAGAAUUAAUACCAUUGUGUCAUCCUCUAAAUGUGUCAUAUAUAAAUGUAUAUUUAAAAUUAAAUGAAGAAUUGCAUCUAGUAGAAAUUACAGCCGAAGUAAGAUGUAUUGGAAAAACUGGAGUUGAAAUGGAGGCUUUAACAGCCGUAUCUGUAGCUGGACUUACAAUUUAUGAUAUGUGUAAACAUGCAGCCACUACACAUAGUAUGAAAAUAACAAAUAUAGAAUUAGUAUCAAAAAUAGGUGGUACAAAGGGUAAUUAUAUAAAAAAGUAAAUUGGUGCUAUACAUUGUAAAUAAUAUUGAUAAAAUAUUUUUAUAAAUUUGGUUAUUAUAAAAGAUUUAUAUUAAUGUGGAAACGUGAAUAAUGUAUAAGAAUAUUACGCUAUUAUUUUUGAAAACAGCAAUUGUUACAAUUAAUAUAUAAAUAGUAUUUUAUAUAGUAACAGUUAUCGAUGUUCACAAUCGUUAUAUAUAUUUUAUUAUUUUCUAUAAAUUUUGAUCAUCACAUGGAAGGAAUAAAAAAUAAAAUAUUAAUCACAUAUAUAUAUAUAUAUAUUUAAUUCCUAAUAGACUCUUGGAAUUAUAACAUUUAUUCUUAAUAUAUAAAUAACUAACAUAAAUGUGUGUGUGUGUGUGAUCAAUAAAUAAAAAGCAAUGGUGAUAUGAUAAAACAAA